Molecule: messenger RNA, 822 nt
Organism: Amborella trichopoda
Lineage: Eukaryota; Viridiplantae; Streptophyta; Magnoliopsida; Amborellales; Amborellaceae
Product: dirigent protein 9
Source: RefSeq, a predicted model, not a curated record
AUGGCUACUACGUUAGGCCAUGCGAGCUCCAUUAGACACCUCAAUGAGGAUGCCAAAGCACCCCAAAUUACACCAACUAAGGCAACAGCGGUAGCUCCACCCACCAUUCCUCCACUUCUAGUACCUCAUGGAGCAACAGAUGUUGCUCCAGUGGCUCAACCAGAUCACACGACCGCCAGACAACCGACACUCACUUUCUUCAUGCACGACAUCAUCGGUGGCUCCAAUCCCUCAGCUAUUGCACCGAUCAUCACCGAUCCAUUCAACGAUCCAAUUCCCUUAUCAAAGUCUGGUGGUACCAUUCCCCCUGAUGCAGGUAUUCAUAUACCCAACACCAACCCUAAACCGUCGGCAACCGACAAUAAUCCUAAUACUGGGUUUCUCUUUGAGGCUGGUCAUGAUGACACAACUACCCAAACUAAUGGCAUCCCUUGCGAUUCAGUAAUGGGACACCCUUUGCUCACAGCAACUGGUAGCCUCCAGCAUGGGACGAUCAUGGUGAUCGACGACAAGCUCACCAUAGGGCAUGAGUUCGGGUCCUUGGUAGUGGGAAAGGCACAGGGAUUCUUUGUAUCAGCCUCUGAAGAUGGGAGUAGCCUUAUGAUCAUAUUAACAGCUUUGAUGGAGGAGGGUGGGGAAUAUGGGGGUAGCAUAAGCUUCUUUGGGGUGUAUAAUAUUAAGGAGCAUGUGUCUCAAGUGGCAGUGGUUGGAGGCACCAGCAAGUACCAUGGUGCCAAGGGCUACGCGACGAUCCAAUUCCUUCCACCGACCGAGGACCACGCAAUGGAUGGUGUGCUCCAAUUCAAUGCAUACCUCACUUAG